Molecule: messenger RNA, 8628 nt
Organism: Xiphophorus couchianus (Monterrey platyfish)
Lineage: Eukaryota; Metazoa; Chordata; Actinopteri; Cyprinodontiformes; Poeciliidae
Product: thyrotropin-releasing hormone-degrading ectoenzyme
Exons: 20
Coding region: 2382-5423 (1013 amino acids)
Biological process (GO): proteolysis; peptide catabolic process
Cellular component (GO): membrane; cytoplasm
Molecular function (GO): zinc ion binding; peptide binding; metalloaminopeptidase activity
Source: RefSeq, a predicted model, not a curated record
ACAGGAGCAGUGACAACUCUUCCUCCUCUUUCUCCUCCUCCUCCUGGCGGGAUGGAGGGGUGCUGAUCAGGAGCCGCUUCAUCAUCACCGUCAUUACUGUCAGCUCCGCCAUCACCAUCAUCAUCAUCAGCACCGGGAGCGGAGCGCAGAGAGAGGGAGGCAGCGAGGGCGGAGCAGCCGCUCUCUGUGGGCUUAAAAAGUUGAGGAGGAUCCGGUUUAUUACCGGAGCACCGGAGGGGACUCGGACCGUAUCCUUCCCCCACCCCGCUGACACGGACGCCGUGUCUCUGGAUUCACCGGGAAACCCACCCGCCGUGGUUCUGGAUGGAUUCGUUCUGGAUUCCGGGUCAAUAACGGUCCUGCUUUUUUUUUGUUCAUCACCCAGAACCUGAUGUCCGGUGCUGUGACGGAUAGAUAAAUACUUUGUUCUUAAUUAUGUUCCGGUGUUUUAACGGUUCGGCGGGUUGGUGACUGUUCCCUGGAGGAUUUACGGUGAUCUUAACGGAUCAAUAACGGAUUUUCAGACACGAGUCCGGUCCGGCGGCUUUCCCGAACGACUUUCACCGAGCUGUGCCGGGUCCAACGGAUCCCGGGACGGCUCCUCGGUGACCGGCGUCUGGCCUCCGCUUCCCCCCGGGGACUGAGGAGGGGGCGAACCGUAGGCAGCACAGCAGGUGUCAGGGAGGGAAUGUUCCCGGGACUGGACAGGUCUGCCGACCCGGAGGGGCCGAAGAUUACCGAACGCUUCCGAACGAACCCAACGGCGGGAAAACGGGAGAAGUUCUCCGAGGAUUUUAUUUCUUUAAAAUUAGCUAAUUUUUAUUGAGCAGGUUAGUCUAUUCUAUUGCUCAGUAACGAUCUAAUCAACCUCAAAAUAGCUGCAGGAUAAAUUUUCCAAAUUUUCCCUUUUAUUCUUAGUUCAAAUUGUCUUAUAAUCCUGAAUAUAAAUCCUAUUUCUGGAUUUAAACUCACAACCAAACAGUUGAAUCAGUUUUUAUCAAUAAAUACCUACUAAAAUUUAAUCUGCUAUCAAUAAACCCUAUUCCAAUUUCAAUAAACGUCAAUUCCAGUUAUCGAUACGUUUCAAGUCUCUAAACUUCAGUUCUAAUCCCAUUUUAAUUAACAUCAACCGCUGCUAUCCAACCCUUUCAAUUCUGGUUAUCAGUCGGUUUUAAUCCUAUUCAUCAGUGGGUUUUAAUCCCACUUAUCAAUCAGUUCUAAGACCAUUUCUGUUAGUUUUAAUCCUGAUUAUCAAUCGAUUCUAAUCCCAUUUCAAUCCAUCUGCCACAUGAGGCGGGAGGAGUGAACGGUCUCCUCCUCUGUGAAAUAAACCCACAUGCUGGCUGUAAAUUAUCCACUUAAACCUCUCCAGAGAAGAAACUGUGAGCCAGAGCCUGCAGUGAGGGUUAUUAAGUGCCACAUAUUAGCACUAAAUGCUCUGAUUAUUUCUAAUAAGGGCAGACAAAGCUUAAACUACUCAUCUGGGUAGUUUUAACAUUUUUCCAAUAAACUUGCACUAGAAAUGUAACUUAAAUCCUGAAGUAAUUGAGCAAAUCCUGCAAACAAUAGCUUUUGUCUAAAUUAGAAUGAAUUUAUGACGCAAACUCUGUCAGUAAAUGAGAUUUUGAUCUAAUUUAAAAGUCCUGACUCAAAAGCUCCAUGCUGACCUUAAUGUUCAGGAAGGCGUUUUAAUCUCCAGCUGUGUCAUCGUUUUAAACCCAAGAGGGUCCGAAUGGGCUUUAUUUAUGCUUUACUGCAGGUCUGGAGGAGCUUUAACUCUGAGCAAAUUAACUUUACAGUCACCUGCGGACAAUAAGCCGAAGCCUCAGGUCUCCUGCGUUUAGGGAAGCUUUGGUUGAUGAUCUCUCUUGUUGGACGUGUAAAACUCAGCUGAACUUUUAUCCUUUCUGUUGUUUUGAUGCAACUUCUGCUAAACUAAAAGUCAGGAAAACUGAGUAUUUUCCGGUGGAGGUUUCUAAUUUAGCUUCGGCAGCUGGUUUCCUGUGAGACUCUAUGGAUGGUGUUCUCGCUGGAUAUCCACAUCCUCAACAGCAUACCUCCUCCUCGUCCUCCUCCUCAUCGUCUUUCACCCUCUCAGUGUCCUGCACAGGAGAAAUUGAGCCAUGAGGCAUUGAUUUUCUUCUCGCCGCAAAACCAAAACGCACACGACCAUCUCAUCCAUCCUGGCUUGUCAGGUUUGUUGGCUGAAAUGAAAGAAGGGGUCAGUACUGAAGGACGUUUAUCACCGUCCGACAGUUAGGUCAGAGGUCAUACCAACAAGCAAGCAGCUCAAUCACCUAUCAAAUCAUCUGGAACCAGUCUGAUUGGAGCGUAGAUGAAUGCUUUUCCGUACUGGUUUCCAUAGAAACGUUUAAUGCUCAAUGGGACUCAACGACAGCAGCCCCGGCGCCAUGCGGAACGGCCGCGGCCUCUCCGACCAAUGGGCAGAGUCGGUGGUGGUCCGGCCUCGAACCACAGAGCGCCACAUCACGGUGCACAAGCGUCUGGUUCUGGGCUUCGCCCUGUCCAUCAUCACCCUCAUCAUCGUUACGGCAGUGGCCGUGGCGCUCAGCGUUCGCUUCGAUGAUUGCGGUGGACGGGAUCGCGGUGGAGGCAGAGGGGAGACGGGUUCCAGAGGGUCCGGAGGGUCGGGAAGACUCAACGGGAGCAGAGGGGAGAGGAUGGGAGACAGAGGGGAUGAAGAGGUGGUCCAGCCAUGGAAAAACUCUCGUCUUCCGGGGUCAGUGAGGCCACGGCACUACGACCUGCAGCUCGCCGUCUACAUGGACAACUUCACCUUCUCUGGAGAGGUCAGCAUCGAGCUGGAGUGCGUCAACGCCACCAGGUUCAUCGUGCUGCACGCCGACCGCCUCGAGGUGGACCGGGUUUCCGUGGCAGCAGAGAGCGGCGCCGGCGGCCGGGCCGCCAACAGGCCAGGGGGCGGAGUCAUGCGCGUCCACCGCCACUUCCCCUUCCCGGUCAAUCAGAUGUACGUGGUGGUUCUGCACCGCGAGCUGAAGCCCGGCAGGCUGUACCGGCUCAAUGUCAGCUUUGACGCCGCCAUCGAGGACGAGCUGCUGGGAUUCUUCAGGAGCUCCUACACCCUGCAGCGGGAGAGACGGUACCUGGCAGUGACCCAGUUCAGCCCGAUCCACGCCCGGAAGGCCUUCCCCUGCUUCGACGAGCCCGUCUACAAGGCCACCUUCUCCCUGAGCCUCCGCCACGACUCGCAGUACACGUCUCUGUCCAACAUGCCGGUGGACAGCAGCUGGCCGGACGAGGACGGCUGGGUGACCGACCACUUCGCCCGGACGCCCCGCAUGUCCACCUACUACCUGGCCUGGGCCGUCUGCAACUUCACCUACAGGGAGACGCAGACCAGCGGCGGCGUGGCGAUCCGUCUGUACGCCCGGCCGGACGCCGUCUCCAGCGGCGCGGGCGACUACGCUCUGCACAUCACCAAGAGGCUGCUGGGAUUUUAUGAGGACUACUUCAAAGUGCAGUACUCCCUGCCGAAGCUAGACCUGCUGGCGGUGCCCAAACAUCCCUACGCCGCCAUGGAGAACUGGGGCCUCAGCGUCUUCGUAGAGCAGAAGAUCCUGCUGGACGCCGACGUGUCGUCGUCGUCCUACCAGAUGGAGCUCACCAUGGUGGUCGUCCAUGAGAUCUGCCACCAGUGGUUUGGUGAUCUGGUGACGCCGGUGUGGUGGGAGGACGUCUGGCUAAAGGAAGGCUUCGCUCAUUUCUUCGAGUACGUCGGCACAGAUUUCCUCUUCCCAAAGUGGAACAUGGAGAAGCAGCGAUUCCUGACCGAUGUUCUCCACGAGGUGAUGCUGCUGGACGGACUCAGCUCCUCCCACCCCAUCUCUCAGGAAGUGGAGCAGGCGGCCGACAUCGACCGCGUCUUCGACUGGAUCGCCUACAAGAAGGGGGCGGCGCUGAUCCGGAUGCUGGCGAACGUGAUGGGGCAGCCGCUGUUCCAGAAGGGACUCAACGAUUAUCUCCUGAGUCACAUGUACAGCAACGCCGCCAGAGACGACCUUUGGAGUAAACUAACUCAGGCCAUGCGCUCAGAAGGGCGGGACAUUGACAUCGGAGAGAUGAUGGACAGAUGGACUCUACAAAUGGGCUACCCUGUCGUCACCAUCAGCAAGAACCAAUCAGAGCAGCUCUCCACCCAUUACAUCAAGGUCACCCAGGAGCACUUCCUGUACGGAGAGGAAGUCAGAAACAACCUCAGUUUACUGUGGCAGGUCCCAUUGACCGUCGCCGUGGGAAACGCGUCCACGGUCUGCCUGGAGAGCCUCAUCUGGAUCAACAACAGGACAGAAAACCACAGGAUUGGUCAGAUGGAUGACAGCACCUGGUUGCUGGGAAACAUCAACCAGACCGGCUACUUCCGCGUGAACUAUGACCUCCAGAACUGGAAACUACUCAUUCAGCAACUUCACAACAAUCCUCAGAUCAUUUCUGUUGGAAACAGAGCAGGUCUCAUCGACGACGCCUUCAACCUGGCCAGGGCGGGGUACCUCCCACAGGGCGUUCCCCUGCAGCUGAUUGGCUACCUGCCGGAGGAGACGUCCUUCCUGCCGUGGCACGCCGCCAGCCGGGCACUGUACCAGCUGGACAAACUGUUGGACCGCACAGACGACUACAGGCUGUUCAGCGAUUACGUGCUGAAGCAGGUGGCGUCCCGGUACCAUCAGAUGGGCUGGCCGACAAACGGACCGGGAACAGAGGGAAACAUCCUGCAGGCGUCGUACCAGACUGAAGAGCUGCAGCGGGAGCUCAUCAUGCUGGCCUGCAGCUUCGGGAACAAGCAGUGCCACCGCCAGGCUGUCGCCUACAUCUCCGACUGGAUCUCCAGCAACAAGAACAGGAUUCCUCCCAACAUCCGGGACAUCGUUUACUGCACCGGGGUCAGCCUGAUGGACGAGGACGUGUGGGAGUUUAUCUGGAUGAAGUUUCACUCCACCAGCGCCGUCUCAGAGAAGAAGAUCCUGCUGGAGGCGCUGACCUGCUCCGACAACACCUUCCUCCUCAACAGGUUACUGAACCUGUCUCUGACCUCCGACCUGGUCCCCGAGCAGGACGUGAUCGACGUCAUCAUCCACGUUGGACGAAACCCGCAAGGUCGGAACAUGGCCUGGAAAUACUUCAGAGACAAGUGGGAGAUCCUGAACGCCCGAUACGGAGAAGCUUUGUUCAUGAAUUCAAAACUCAUCGGUGGAGUCACAGAGUUCCUGAACACGGAGAGAGAACUCAAUGAGUUAAAGGAGUUUAUCCAGUCCAGCGGCGUGGGGGCGGGGCCUGCGCUGCCCCGAGCGUUGGAAAUCGUAGAGGGGAACGUCCGUUGGCACCGCCUCCACCGGCGGCACUUCUACCAGUGGCUUCGUAAACCUCCAAGCUCCACCUACGGCUAACGCUCCGCCGGCUCGCUGGAGCGAAGCUAACUGCACUCUGACUGCUAGGCUAAUGCAGUUCUAGCUAACGGACAUACUCAAAACUGGCCUGACUGGUUAAUGGGCUGGUUUCUGAACUGGUUUUGUUUUAAAAGAAGUUUAAUGUGUUCAUCGAUGGUGUUUCUCAACAUGAAGCCCUUGUGGUCAAAUUGUGCUGUAAAAACGUGACAACAGUUGAUCCAGACAUGGGUUAGCUAGCCUCAGAUUUUAUAUCCAUCAACAAAAUAACAACCAACUUCAACCAACAAACUGAAACAACAAAAACUUCGGAAUUUAAAGAAAACCGGGAUGUUUGGCCAACUAUACCCUUAAGCUCUUCGCAUAUGUUUUAUUUCUUUACAUUGAAAAAAAGUAAACUGAUUGCGUACAUUUUGAAUUUAAUUAAACAUAAGCCAUAUAAGUGAUAUAAAGUUUAAAUGGUAAAUCUGUGGGGAGGUGAACUGUUGAAAUCUUUUGUUUUUAGAGGUGAUUAAAAUAAAAAGGUAAAUUUAAAUUGAUAGCAUUAUGGCAGGUGUGCAACAUUGGUUUUGGUUUUUUCCUUUGUGAAAAAUUCAACCCUCUUUAUAUUUAGGAAACGGACACAAAAUAGAUACUAACAAAAAUGUAUUUUACUUUGAGUUUCUUAGUUUUGUUUUUUUAAAUCAAUUAUGAGCCUACAGAAACAAACACAAACGCAUCUACGACAACAUCUUAAAUGUUUUUUAUACGAUACACAAAAACCUUUUCCUGGCUGAAUUUCUUUACAACUCUGUGCAAAAAAUUUUAAAAAUUAUUGAUUUUGUUGUCUGGGAUGCUAAAUUAAGUAAGGGAGUGAUAAUUUGGAUAUAUAAAUGCAAGUUGGUGAAAUUAAACAUAAUUGGGUUUGAUUUUAAAUCACUAGAUGGCAGCAGAGGAUUUCUGCCAGAGGACUGUGUGAAAUAUGCCUCUACAGGCGUUAGUGGGAUAUCUACGCUACGUUAGCCGCAUUAACACCGGGAGUAAUUUGAGGCAAACAAUCUUAAUAUAUGGAAAAAUAAACAAUUCAUUUGCAGAGGAUCUAUCGAUGACACAAGUAAAAACAAAAUACUUUUAACAUUUCAGUUUCCAAAUGUCUUAAUCAGAAAAAUCUAACCGAGUUGCUGUGGAUCUUAGAAAGGUCUGAAGCCUCUCAAAAUUAGCAGCAAGUUUAGAACUUUAACUGACCAAUCAGAACAAAGGAGCUCAUCAGACCACCAGUAUGGGCCAAUCAGAGCAGACGAGCUCAUCAGACCACCAGUAUGGGCCAAUCAGAGCAGACGAGCUCAUCAGACCACCAGUAUGGGCCAAUCAGAGCAGACGGUUCUUAACUUCAAAGUUCUCACUGAGCUAAACAUCUAAAAUCAAGUUUAACCUGAAAACAUUGUGAACAAACAACAUUUUUGUCUUUAGAAUGAGAAACCUUUCUGUGUGAUAGAAAGCCAGAGAUUCAGUUAAAAUCUGACUUUUAUUUGUUUUCUUUAUUUAACCAGCUUUAAUUUGAAGGCAUGUCGAUCGCUGCUGUGAUUAACACGGUUUGAACCAGGCCUCCUCUGUUCAGAAAACUCAUUCAGACUCAUUACCGCUUCGCAGCAUUCACACUGACGCAGCUUGAAGUCAAAGAGCAAAAACUUCAACAGUUUGAAGUUUUCGUUGCUUCAGAACGAGAAACGAAACAACAAAAAAAUAAUAAAGAUGACAACAGCUUGAACACUUCGAGCCCCACGUGUGCAGGAAUAAUUGUUCUCUGAUGAGCGACGAUGUUCUGGUCGGUCUUUUGUUUUAAUGAGCUGCAGAAUGUUUGAAGAUUUCAAAGAGAAAACAAAAAUGGCUGCAACAUGAAAGACACAAUGCUGUCAGGCAUUUAGUUCUGGCAGGUUGGAAAAUAACAGGUUUGACAAACAUUUGAAGUCUAAAUGUCUGACAGCAUUUUACGACAAAGCUAUUAAUUAUACAUGAAAGUCUCAAUUUUCACCCGUUUUUCUAUUUAAGGCCGAGAUCAAUAUUUCAUUUAUAAAUUCAGACAUGUUUAGUUAGAGGUGAAAAUCCCUCAUUAUGAAGAUCUUCCAACAUCUGACUUUAAUCUGGUCCCGUUUCAUUUCCUAGUGAAACCCCAAGAAUAAAACCCUUAUUUCUAAUAGUAAUAAUUCACUGAUGAUCAAAUACAUAUUUAGUGCAUUUUUGAAUCUCUAACAUCUUUACCAACUCAUGUUGUUUUUCUGGCCUAAAAUGGAGGAUAAAAUCUGCUGACUCAGCUGAUCCAGGUUAAAACUUUGGUUGUUUUUUAUGGAGAUGAUGUUGCUUUUUACAGCAGAUUUCUUAUGUUGACGACGGACCAGAUUGGACAUGAUUAUGGACAACUGUUUGGACUGUUUGGACUGUUUGGACUUUGAGACCACGCCCUGAUGGACCUCAGAGUUCGGCUUUCCCGGUUUGUCGGACGGCUCUGUGGACUUUGGACAUAUCUGGUUGUCUUCAGCGCGGUGGAGUCUUUGGACGCAUUUUUGGAACAAAUCACGAACUUUACUUGGAUUGUACCGUUUAUUUUGCUCUGGAGAAACUAAACUUUCCGACGGAUCUUGACAGAACAUUUUCAGAACCUCGGACCGGAGAAACUUUUCGGAGUUGUUCCUCUGCUGUUUGAUCCAGCUUUGAUGUUCAUAACUGAGCCAUAUAUGAAUGAACGGGCCUGCCUCCUUCUGUACAUCGUGUCCAGUGAUGUGUGAGCGUGAUGAAGAUGAUGAUGAUGAUAAUGGGAACGGCAGAAUGAGGGCGGCUAAUUAUGAUUCUGGUCAUUAGAAGCUCUAAUUGGAUCAGGAGGAAAGGCAGAGCGAAUGACGGCGGCUGAGAUAAUUGUUGACGACGUGACAAAAGCUAAUUACUGUGUGCAUUAUCAGCCGUUAACGUCCAGUCAGGGAAAUCGGGUUUACAGGCAUUAAAAGCACACCAUAUGUACAGUAAACAUUGUAAAAUAUACAAAUGUGAUAUUUAAAGAGAAAGUGCAAUCUGAAACUGUUUGUGUUGGUGAAAAUGGUGUUUAUGAUGACUGAAGGCGCACGAUCAAAAUCUGAAAGAAACAGGAAGUUGCAGGCAACAUUUUAGCCCUACUUCCUGUUUACAUUGUGUUGGUUUCUUGUGUUGGACCGUAUUAAAACAAAAACAACAAAAACUA